UGCACCCACGUGCGCAUCAGAAGCCCCGGCGGAGAUGAUGCGGAAGUUUAUCGCAAUAGGAAAGGAGUCUUCUCCCUGAACGUCCAGGCCAUCACCGGCCCACAGCUACAGUUCUUUGAUGUUGUGGCAAGUUGGCCAGGAUCUGUGCACGACAGCCGCAUCUUUGAUGGCAGUCGUGCGCGUGCCCUUUACGAGGAGAGCAGAGUGCCCGGCGUCCUGCUGGGGGAUAUGGGCUAUGCCUGUCUCCCUUUCCUGAUGACGCCGCUCGCAAACCCUGGAGCGGCAAAUAGUCCCGGAGGGAGGUACAACAAGGCCCAGAUCCGAACGAGGAACUCCGUCGAGAGGGCCUUUGGGGUCUGGAAGAGACGAUUUCCCUGUUUAGAUAUGCGGCUCCAGCACAAGACUCGCCACUCAUGCAGCAUCAUCACCGCGUGUGCGGCUUUGCAUAAUCUGGGACGUGCAAGAAAUGAGCCCCUACCUCCUCCUCCACCCCCGCCACCAAGUCCCAGGGCACGGAAUGCCAGAAGGCGGCGGCAGCCACACCUGCCACCGAUUCUCCCGGAGGACUCUCCUUCGGAUCUGCGUAUCCGGCAGAACAUCAUUCUGCUGAGCUUUACGUGA
Molecule: messenger RNA, 621 nt
Organism: Ixodes scapularis (black-legged tick)
Lineage: Eukaryota; Metazoa; Arthropoda; Arachnida; Ixodida; Ixodidae
Product: putative nuclease HARBI1
Exons: 3
Source: RefSeq, a predicted model, not a curated record